CAAAUGAGGUAUCUUGUGGGAUUUGCCAGCUAGCUAGUAUAAAACAUGUUAACGAUAUUAUGGCAGGUCUGUAGUGAGUAGGAUAGGUUUACACUUGUUACUGGAAAAAAACAGAAUUGACAUUAAAGACAGCGUCAUCAUCUUGUUACCAGUGAUCCAAGAGAGUUGAGAUGAUUAGUAAUAGAGGAUUAUAUUAGCAAUGGAUCAUAUUUGGCAGUUCAUAUUCAGAAUCAGAAACGUUGCGUGGACCUUAAGCUAUGAUUUUUAAUGUAGCCUGAAUAGUGUUUUAUUUCAGUAAACUACUGAAUGUGAGACAGAUCUUGUAGCCAUGUCUUGGGAUUUCAACACCACCAAUGCGUAUAAUAGAAGUGUACAAGACACUGUUGCUACUACCUUGCCCAGCAUACCAACUCUCACAACUGUUGGGAAUGUGUGUCGACCAGGCAUGAGCCCUGAAGAGGAACUAGCAGAGAUAUCAAAUACAGAUUUUUACAUCGGCCUAGCCUUGGCUGUCAGUUCUAGUAUAUUUAUUGGCUCGAGCUUCAUAAUCAAGAAGAAGGCUUUGAUUAAAAUUACGGCCUAUGCCACAAGAUCUACAUCCGAUGGAGGUCAUGCAUAUUUAAGAGAAUGGCUUUGGUGGGCAGGAUUUCUAAGUCUUAGUUCUGGUGAAUUUCUGAAUUUCGUUGCGUAUGCAUUUGCGCCAGCCACCUUGGUUACUCCACUUGGCGCCCUCAGUGUUCUCGUAGCAGCUAUUUUAUCAUCACAUUUCUUAAAUGAGACUUUAAAUAUCCUAGGUAAGAUAGGUUGCCUGCUAUGCAUUCUUGGGUCUGUUGUGAUGAUUCUGCAUGCACCGAAGGAAGAGGAAGAUGACACGUUGGAUGAAUUAGCAGUCCGGCUUGCAACUCCAGGAUUCAUCACCUUUGGUUGCGUAGUCCUCGUAGCAUCCCUCAUUCUUAUAUUCUACUACGCACCACGUUAUGGCCAUAGCAAUAUACUCAUCUACGUAGCCAUCUGCUCAGUGAUUGGUUCGUUGUCAGUAAUGGCGUGCAAAGGACUUGGUAUAGGAUUUAAGGAGUUAUUUGAAGGAACUAACAUUCUCCCCGACCCUCUUUUUUGGAUCCUUGCCGCUUGCUUAGUCAUUUUCAUCACGAUACAGAUGCAUUAUUUGAACAAAGCACUAGAUGUAUUCAAUACAUCCGUUGUGACACCAAUUUACUACGUAUUCUUCACUACAAGUGUUUUAAUAGCAUCUGCGAUUUUAUACCAAGAAUGGGAGAAAAUGGGCGCUAAUAACAUUAUUGGUUCACUAGCCGGUUUUGGUACUAUUAUAGCUGCUAUAUUUUUACUUCAUGCUUUUAAAGAUUUGGAUAUAACACUUUCGGAUUUACCAUCGACGAAUAAAGAAAGUAGUCACGCACCCAGUGUGGAUUCUAUGAAUCAUAUAUCGGAGCGUGAAGAUAGUCAAAUGAGCACCGAGACAAUCGCUUUGUUGAACGAUAUUGAAAACGGAUUUAAUCAGAAUGAAACUAGAUGAGAAUGAACUAGUAAUCAGUGGCAGAUUUUACAUACUAUAAAGUAUACAAGUUUUUUGAAAAAUUAAUUAAGAGAAUUGGUAAUUAAUGAUAGGCUUAUUAGAAUAGUAUUAUAUUAAAUUAUAUAGUGAAGUAACAUCAUGCGCUAGUUCAGGAACUCUACUUUAUUUAAGAUUAAUUUUAAUUCCAUGAUAAUGAAGUAUUGUUUUAAAUUGAAAGAUGAAAUAUUUGAAGGACAUGAGUAUUUCUGAUUGGCCAAUCCAGGUGAUACAUGUAAGUGAACUGUGUACUCAAAACUGUUGAAUGCCCAUAUAUAGUUAUGAUGUGCCCAUAUAUGGUCAUGAUGUAUGUCAUUAUAACUAUAUUUAGGCAUGUCAUAUGUUUUUGUCAAAUAAAAUUUGAUAGCCUGUCUUAAUAGAUAUUUGGUCACUAAUUUAUGGGGAUACCCACACAUUCAGCCAACUGUAACCAUUUGCUUUUGUGUUCCCCAGGCUUUAGCAUGCUGAGUGUUUAGCACAGCACAAAUCAGUCUCCACUCAAUCAACAAAUCUCAAUUUAUUUAUUUCUAAAUUCAUAUUAUGUUAAGUUGGAGUAAAGUAUUUUUUAUAUAUAAUGUAAAAAAAAUUAAAUAAAAUAUUAAUGUGCAAACUGGUACACUGUUGCCAUGCUGAAAUACUCCUGGGCCAAGUCUUCAAUUAU
Anneissia japonica is the source of this 2231-nucleotide messenger RNA. RefSeq names its product magnesium transporter NIPA2-like. Gene Ontology annotation, molecular function: magnesium ion transmembrane transporter activity. The transcript is spliced from 6 exons. Gene Ontology annotation, cellular component: membrane. Bases 329 to 1534 code for a protein of 401 amino acids. The record is from RefSeq and is a predicted model, not a curated record. Gene Ontology annotation, biological process: magnesium ion transport. NCBI's taxonomy places the organism in Eukaryota, Metazoa, Echinodermata, Crinoidea, Comatulida, Comatulidae.